AUGUCUGGCGUCCAACAUCUUGACCGGAUUGUUGGAUUCUAUCCCCGGCUUAUUAUCGGGAGUCCAUUAAUGUGCAGGGGAGAAAAAUACGCGAGAAGACAUAAAGCCUACAACAUGAUUCUUACCGGUGCUUCUUUUAUUGAUUCAAAACGAGCUUUCAAGAGGUACUGGGGUGAGGAAGCUAAACAAGGAAGAGAAAUUGUGGAUAAGUUAUUUAAAUGUGAAGAUGUUCUUUUGAAUUACUUGUAUGGGAAUGCAACUUCUUCAUCAAGGACAGUUGAUCACGUGAAACCAGCUUGGGCAAUCGAUGCUUCAAAGUUUUUUGGUGGAGCGAUUAGUUGCAACAUGAAGGUGCAUUACAGAUUGAGAAGCAAUUGUCUGAUGAUAUUUUCGAAGAUCUGUGGAAGUAUAGAGGAUCGAAAAUGGGAAUUUGACAGUAUAAAAUAUGGUUGGGAUGUAUAG
Molecule: messenger RNA, 462 nt
Organism: Vicia faba (fava bean)
Lineage: Eukaryota; Viridiplantae; Streptophyta; Magnoliopsida; Fabales; Fabaceae
Source: the annotation of a GenBank genome assembly